CUACACACACAUGUUUACUCAGUUAUUGUCUAGUUGAUGUUGCGUAAAGACCAAAGGUCUUAAAGGGCAGCGGUACUGUAAAUAAAUUGUUGUAGAAGUUGUCUCUCUCAGUCUCGAAGAUCUCGAAGAUCAAAGCUGAACUGUGAAGACACACAUAAAUUAUGGAGCCAGAGAACAUCUAUUGCAACAGUGACUGCGAGAAUGACAUCAACUCCAUUGACCUAAAAGAUCUGAGCAAAGAAGAUAUUUCCACCAAUACGAACACAGAUGACACCCAGAAACUCUGGAUGAAUUUCAUCCAGAAUGAAGCAGUUUGUUACAAAAGAAGCAGAUGGUUUGCGAUGGUUGCUGCGCUUAUUGGUCUCAUCUGUGUUUUACUGGUGGCUACCAUCAUACUGGUGCUGUAUUUCCAUUUGACAUUAGAGAGAGACGUGACUGUAGAGAGAGAAGAGCAACAGAAAUACAUUAGCUUUAUAAGUCAGAAGGAAGAGGAUUUAGAGAACCAGGUCGAAGUUUUGAGUGAUGCACUAAGGCAGAGUAUUUCUUCAUCAGGUUUUGUAGAAACUGGGUCAUGCUGGUACUACAUAUCCACUGAGAAGAAAAGCUGGUUUGACAGCAGGCAGUUUUGUAGGGAUAUUUGUGGAGAUCUGGUCAUUAUCAACACUGAAGAAGAACAGAGAUACAUAUCUUCAAUCGCCAUGGACAGAGUGUGGAUUGGCUUGUCUGACAUAGCAGGGAAAGGAAUCAUGACAUGGGUGGAUAAUUCAACACUGAAUAAUAGGUUUUGGGACCAGGAUUAUCCGAAUUACAACCUUAGGAAUGAGUCCUGUGUUGAAAUGAGGCCUUUAAAACCUAUCCUAAACAACUGGAAUAAUCUUCAGUGCUUGGAGUCAAGAAAAUGGAUUUGUGAAGUAAAAAAAUGAUUAUACAUAAGAUCAUAUAUAUUGCAUUUACACUAGUUUCUGAUAGAUGCUUUUGUCCUUUAAAACGAUGGCAGCUAAAAUAGUUUAUAUAUAAUCUGUUUUAAUGCUAUUCAUGUUGUAUAAUGUAAUGAAGUAAAAAUGCAUGUUAAGACAAGAUGUGUAUAAAGGAAAAGGUAGAGAUAUUUUCAUUUCUGAAGGGGUAUGAUAGCUGUGCGUGAAGAAUAGACUGAAAUUGAAUACUCUGUUCUAGUUUUAAGUAAAGACACAAAACAACCACAGAGUCGAGCAGCCCUAUCUUUUAGACCAGAGAGUUUUAGCUUGCCCCUAGUGGCACAGUGUAACUCUUUCCAACUCUUCUGCUUUGUGUCAGUUUAUAACACUUUCAUUAUACUCUGAAAGUCUGCUUUAUAUUUGAAAAAAAAGACAAACUGUAAUCACAACUGUUAAUCAUUGUGUUUCUUGUACUGUAAUAAUUAAAACAGCUCUCUGGAGUAUUGUGCUGUGAUUUGUCAACUGAAUCAUCAAGAGCUAUCGUAUUCAGCACAUUACAUUAUUUUAUA
Molecule: messenger RNA, 1483 nt
Organism: Paramisgurnus dabryanus
Lineage: Eukaryota; Metazoa; Chordata; Actinopteri; Cypriniformes; Cobitidae
Source: RefSeq, a predicted model, not a curated record